Humulus lupulus (European hop) is the source of this 3003-nucleotide messenger RNA. RefSeq lists its product as uncharacterized. Lineage: Eukaryota; Viridiplantae; Streptophyta; Magnoliopsida; Rosales; Cannabaceae. The record is from RefSeq and is a predicted model, not a curated record. Bases 310 to 2394 code for a protein of 694 amino acids. The transcript is spliced from 2 exons.
UCCAGGACAGGUUCACAGGUCACUAAAACUGCUCCACCUUAAUCCUAAGCAUAUUUUGCCAAUGCCGGCCGCAGAAAAAGAAAAAAAAAAGAACGAAAAAUUGUUGUCUUUUGUUGCCAUACAAGACAGAGAAAGUAGAUAGAGAUAGAGAGGGUGGAUCGGCGGAGGUGUUGAAGGCAUUUAGGAAUGUUUGGUCAAUGAGAUAUCUCUUGGGCUCCGGAAAUUCCCUAACUGUAACCCUAACCUACCAUGGAAGCUGUUUCAUGCGAGUUCUCAUAGAGCUCAAUCAGCUGAUGGUGCUGUGGUACUAUGUUUGUAGGUGGGUCCCCUGAUCAAGAGUCUAUAGGAUCUGGAACAAGAAGGUCAAGUGUAUCUGGCAGUAGGUCUAGAAAUUGCAAGGAGUUUCUUCGUAAAUUUGUGGACAGUGAAGAGCUAACUGCAAACCUCGAAGACUGGUUUGAAUCAACAUCCUCCAAGAAGCCAGCUUUUGAUGUUCCUUUUGAGCUGAUAGACCUGCAAAAAUUUGAUUAUGCAUUGGAAGGGAUUUCAUUUCAACAGCUGAUUAGGAUGCCAAAUGCUGUCUAUGCUUCAACAUCUGAGGCUGUGGAAGCAACUGCUUAUUUUGCUGUUGAAGAUUUUUUGCAUGCCAGCGUGAAGGGCUUGUGGGAAGCAUUUUGGGGUCAGGAGGAGCCCAUGCCUUUCACCGUUGCUUGUCUGUACAAUGAAAACCUGAAAUUUUAUCAAGCCGAGAAGUCAAUUGCUAAUGGAAAGCUUGGAGGUCUUUGUGGUACUGGUAUAUUGCUGAGGAAUCCAAGACAUCCUCAUGGAAAGUGGGAUCAUAUUCUUGAAUUGGCUCUUCUUAGGCCUGGUAUUGGAAACAUUCCUACAGACAAUGAUGGGCAGCCCUUGCUUGCUGUCUUAGGUGAGGCUCUUUUCUAUGCUAUCCGAGUGUUAUUAUCAAGAAGCUCGAGUAGAUUGAAUUUCUCUCAGACUUCAAACUCAGUUUAUAUUAUUCUUGUUGAUUCUCAAUAUGGUGGGGUUGUCAAGGUUGAAGGGGAUCUGAAUAAGUUGGAGUUCAAUCUCAAUAAUGUUUAUGAAUGUGCUGCAGAAUGGGUUAAAAAGCAUUUUAGAAUAGCAGUGUCUCCAAUUGAUAGGAUCUGGAACAAGCUAGGAAAUGCCAAUUGGGGAGAUAUUGGUGCUUUACAGGUACUUUUUGCUACCUUCCACUCCAUUAUUCAAUUUGCUGGACUUCCCAAUCACUCAGUUGAGGAUUUAGCUGCUGAUCAUGGUUCUCGCCUGCAAACAAGAAGGGCUGAGAGGCAGUUGGGUGAUACCAAGGUGAAUGGAAAUGGUCUUUUUAGGUUCCAGCAGCGCAGUAUUUCACCAGAAAUUGUUGAAGUCCAGGAUGAAUCUGUCAAAAUUGAGUCGGAAGAAUUGAUGAAGUUAGAGGUGGGAUCUGUAUUAUGGUUGGAGGACUCAAAUUGGCAAAAGGGUUACCAGAUCAACGAAGUUUAUAAUACAGGAGAACAUCCAUAUUAUGUUGCCUCACCUGUGGAAGAACCGGGAAAAAAUCGUUUUCUAUAUGUUGGUUCACAUCCUUCUAAACUGGAACCAGCAUGGGAAGGUAUGGAUUUGUGGUAUCAAGUUCAGAGGCAGACUAAAAUAUUGACUGUCAUGAAACAGAAAGGUUUAUCUAGCAAGUAUCUACCUGACUUGAGUGCAUCCGGCAGGAUUAUCCAUCCUGGUCAGUGUCAGAGAUCUAGCUCUGGUGGAAACUGUGAACACCCUUGGUGUGGCACACCAAUUCUAGUUACCAGUCCAGUUGGUGAAACAGUGGACAAUAUGAUAAGUGGAGGUCAGUUUGGUAGUGAUGAGGCUAUCAGGUGUUGCCAUGACUGCCUAUCUGCACUUUCAACUGCUGCUUCUGCAGGAAUUCGGCAUGGAGACAUCAGACCUCAGAAUGUGAUUUGUGUGAGAACUGGAGCGAGGCAUCCUUAUUUUGUCCUUAUUGGUUGGGGACAUGCUGUUUUAGAGGAAAGGGACCGUCCUGCAAUGAACCUCCACUUCUCCUCAACUUUUGCUCUGCAGGAGGGAAAACUUUGUUCUGCUUCAGAUGCAGAGAGCCUUGUUUAUAUGCUAUAUUUUUGCUGUGGUGGUGAGUUACCUGACCUUGAUUCAGUUGAGGGGGCUUUGCAGUGGAGAGAGACUGUUUGGUCAAGGAGAUUGAUUCAGCAGAAAUUAGGUGAUGUCUCAACUGUGUUAAAAGCAUUUGCAGAUUAUGUAGACAGUCUAUGUGGCACACCAUAUCCAAUGGACUAUGCUAUAUGGUUGAAAAGGUUGAAGAGAAAUAUUCAAGAAGAAGACUAUGGAAAGGAAAUUGAUACAUCAGGCUAGAACUUUUGCCACCAUGUUGAGCAUUAUAAUUCAACUGUCUUGACUCUUGACCAUAUGGAUUUUUAACUUUCCCUCAUUGCCAUUGCCUUUGAUGUUGGUUUUUGCGGGAUGUUUUUCAUAACCAUGUGACUGUUUGACCCUUACCAUGCCAUGAUCUCGAGUCUGCUUUGAACCAAAUGUUGGUAAACACGACAGAACGUUUGGUCAGUGUUCAACGUAUAAGCUCAAGCAUCAUUUCAUCCAUGAUGGUUCGGUUUGUCUCAGCUGUUUUUAUUUUUUGGACAUCGAUUUUAGCUGCUUCAUGGUUUUGGGUAGUCAGUCCUGUUUCCGGAGAUUUUCUUCUGGUUACAAGAACUUCAAGGGGCUCGGGGUUCUGUGCAGUUAGUUCUGUUUCUGGGAUCAAAAGAUCAUUGCUAUCUGCACUCAUGACGAGUUUGUUAUUGAUAUUUCCUCUGUAAAGAUUUGAAUCAUUGAAGUUUCCCACUGUAAUUGUUAUGUAUGAAAAAGUAAACUUGCGUGGGCUACUGUAUCUUAAGGCAUCCAUCCUUUUCUGUAAAUGUGUGGGUUUCUAGAAGGUCCUUGGAAUCAACAUGUCAAAUUGUCAACCCA